GGCGGAUGCAAAAAACCUACAAAUACAAGCUGGAUCUGAAAUGUAUCGAUGUGCACCUGCUGGACAAACAGGCACUGGACAGUGAGUAUGAAUACAAAGUUGAUGAAUUAAAGGAGAUGUACAGAACCAUGCUCUCGAUAAGAAGAUUGGAGGAGUGCUCGCAGCAGCUUUUUGAUAGAAAAAUGAUCAGGGGAUUUUGCCAUUUGGCAAGCGGUCAGGAAAGCAUCUAUGCUGCAUAUAAACACGCUAUAUCAGGGGAAGACACCGCGACUUCCUCGUACAGGUGCCAUGGUCUGAGCUACGUGACCGGAGACAGUGCCAGGGUGAUUCUUGCUGAGAUGCUAGGUAGGGAUGAGGGUAUGUGUGGUGGAAAGGGCGGAUCUAUGCACCUGUAUAACAAAGCAUUCUAUGGCGGACAUGGUAUCGUUGGUGCCCAAGUACCGAUUUCUCUCGGUCUUGCAUUUCGCCACAAAUAUGUUAAUCUUGCAAAAGGCGAUAAGCUCGAUAAGAUGGUGGCUAAAAAUGUCAGUUUUGCCUUUUAUGGAGACGGUGCUGCCAACCAAGGACAGAUAUUUGAAUCCUACAACAUGGCAAUGUUAUGGAAAUUGCCGAUCAUUUUUGUGUGUGAGAACAAUGACUACGGCAUGUGGACAAGGGUGGAGACUGCAAGCAGUAACACUAAUUUCUACAAAAGAGGGGACAACAUCCCAGGUAUACGGGUGAGCCAUGAGAAUGUUUUGGACCUCAUAGCAGUUUUCAAGUUUUGUAGAGAAUAUGCCCUUAAAACAUGUCCGCUGGUUUUGGAAAUAGCCACUUACCGGCUGUGCACCCACUCGGCCAGAGAUCAGACCGAUUUUAGAUCAAAGCAGGAACUCACCGACAGGGCAAAAAUUGAUCCGAUUAACCACUUUAAGUCUUUUUUGGCACAGUUUGUUCCAGAAAAUGAGAUAAGGGACAUCGAAAAAAGUGUUCAGGACACGAUUGACAGAGAAUCUAACCUGGCACAGUCAGCCAAGGAACCGCAAUCAACGGAGUUGUUCACGAAUGUUUUGAUUCAGUAAACGAAAAAUGCUAAGUUUCAGUUUUAUUAUUAGCGAAGUGCUAAUUACACCAUUCUCUGUGGCCGUGACGAAAACCUUGUGCCUAGUCAAACAAAUUUGGUAAUUCUUUUAUCAUAAUGUGCGAACGUGCACUGACUCACGUGCAGGGAAAUGGUGGAGCAGCACUGGCUGUGUAUAUCGAAUACCGUGCAAUAAGUGAGUUGUCAACCGGUGAAAGCGUUUAAUAAUUGUGUUAGAACAAGGCCCAUUCCGUUGAGUAUGGUUCCGCAUUGAACCAUGUGCUGUACAAUAGGUGCAUUUGUAGUUGCUCAUCCUUCUGAAAAGCGGCUAGAGCUCAAAGAGUAUAAGGAGAGGUAAAAAUAAUGCUUUUCUGAACUGAAGGGGCCUUGCUUACAAGGCCAUCGACUAAAACGCUCCGUUAACAUGAAAGUACGGCACACCAACCUUCUAUUCAUUUGCAGCGCAAAACAAGAGGAGGUACAAUGCACACCUCACCCAUUAAUUCAUCUUUUGUGAUUGCUAGUGUUACAAUUACGAGCUCCUGAUCACAACCAUAAAUAAAACAUUAUCCUGAAAC
Molecule: messenger RNA, 1638 nt
Organism: Vavraia culicis subsp. floridensis
Lineage: Eukaryota; Fungi; Microsporidia; Pleistophoridae
Exons: 1
Coding region: 6-1061 (351 amino acids)
Molecular function (GO): oxidoreductase activity, acting on the aldehyde or oxo group of donors, disulfide as acceptor
Source: RefSeq, a predicted model, not a curated record